This is a messenger RNA of Hevea brasiliensis (rubber tree), 1848 nucleotides long. Its product is annotated as mannan endo-1,4-beta-mannosidase 4. The coding region runs from base 499 to 1734 and encodes 411 amino acids. The record is from RefSeq and is a predicted model, not a curated record. Gene Ontology annotation, molecular function: hydrolase activity, hydrolyzing O-glycosyl compounds. NCBI's taxonomy places the organism in Eukaryota, Viridiplantae, Streptophyta, Magnoliopsida, Malpighiales, Euphorbiaceae. The transcript has 5 exons.
AUUUUAAAUGUUGUUGAAAAAAAUUAUUUUAUUUUUUUAAUAUUUUUAUUAUUAAAAUUUAUUUAAUUUAAUUUUAAAUUAUUUUUUAAUACUUUCUAAAUAAUAUAUCUAAAAAUAUAAUUUUUUCAAUAAUAAUUUUAACAAUAAUACCAAAUGAGUCAUCAGCAGCGGUUGCAUUUUCUUUCUUCUGACUGAUUGGUUACAAAAUCAGUCAGUUACUUUAGCUUUAUUGAUGGGUCUAGUUAAACCCAUAUAAAAUUUUUGCAAUGGUGCGGUUACCAAUCCACACCACCUAUAAGAAAUCAAAAAACCAUAUUACUUUCCCUUGUACGUACCCACCCACCCUCUCCUCCUCCUGACUCCUGUCUAUCUACUACACCCACAGGAAAAAAACCAGGCAAGCACUAGAUGAACUGCACUCUUUCCUGUCCAAAAAACCAUAACAAAACUUGGGUUCUGGUUUAAUUGUUGAACUAAUUACUACCUUUUAAUCAACCCAUGUUAGGGAUGAGAUGGUUGAACUACUACAGUUUUGCUUUGAUAGCCCUUCUUCUGCUUGUCUUUCAGGUACAUGGAAAUUGCGAGGAUCUAUCCCAAGUAUGCAGCGGUAAUAAUGGUAGUAUUUUCGCUAGAACAAAUGGAAUCCAUUUCGUAAUGAACAACAAGCCUCUCUACUUAAAUGGCUUCAAUGCAUAUUGGAUGAUGUACAUGGCAUCUGAUCCUUCUACAAGGACUAAGGUCACAUCUGCAUUCCAGCAAGCCUCCAAGAAUGGCAUGAAUAUUGCUAGAACUUGGGCGUUUAGUGAUGGUGGUUCUGAUAGACCUCUCCAGAUUUCUCCGGGUUUCUACAACGAGGACAUGUUCAAGGGAUUGGACUUUGUGAUCUCAGAAGCUGGAAAACAUGGAAUUUUUUUGAUCCUAAGCUUAGUGAAUAACUUCGAAGAUUUUGGGGGUAGACAUCAGUAUGUUGAGUGGGCAAGGGAACGUGGCCUGCAAUUGAGUAACGAUGAUGACUUUUACACAAAUCCUGUGGUCAAAACAUUCUAUAAAAACCAUGUAAAGGCUGUGCUCACAAGAGUUAACUCAAUUACAGGGUUGACAUAUAAAGAUGAUCCGACCAUUUUUGCUUGGGAAUUGAUAAAUGAACCUCGUUCCAAUGACUCCUCUGGAUCACAAAUUCAGGACUGGGUCAAAGAAAUGGCGUCCCACGUUAAAUCCGUAGAUAGCUGCCAUCUACUGGAGAUUGGGCUUGAAGGGUUUUAUGGGGAGUCGAUGAAGCAGUUCAAUCCUGGUAAUUUCCUUGUUGGGACUGAUUUCAUCUCCAACAAUCAAGUCCCAGAGAUUGAUUUUACCACCAUUCAUCUCUACCCUGAGCAAUGGUUGCCAAAUUCAAGCGAAGAGGAGCAGGCUGCUUUUGUAGACAGAUGGGUCAAAGACCAUAUCCAAGACUCCAAUUCAGUGCUGCACAAACCACUUAUUAUUGGGGAAUUCGGAAGGUCUUCCAGGAUUCCUGGAUACAGCUUACAGAAAAGGGACAGCUAUUUUGUGGAGAUAUAUAAUGCCAUAUACAACAGUGUUAUAAGUGGGGGCCCAUUUAAUGGUGGUCUCUUUUGGCAACUCAUGGCCCAAGGAAUGGACAGCUGGGGAGAUGGCUACCAAGUAGUCUUGGAGGAGAGCCCCUCUACGGCCAGUGUGAUUGCUGAACAGUCUCACAGACUAUCAUCUAUUAAAUGAAAAAAUUAAAAAGAAAAUACUUCUGAUAUACACAUGUAGGAAUCACAAAAUAAAUUUGUAUCCCUGUAUUGGUUUCCAUCCACAGGAAGAGAAAAGUUGCUACUCUAUUCUGAA